Messenger RNA from Galleria mellonella (greater wax moth), 5170 nucleotides. RefSeq lists its product as uncharacterized. The transcript has 5 exons. The record is from RefSeq and is a predicted model, not a curated record. Lineage: Eukaryota; Metazoa; Arthropoda; Insecta; Lepidoptera; Pyralidae. Bases 243 to 902 code for a protein of 219 amino acids.
UUUAAUUAUAACAUUAAUUCUAUGGUCACAACAAUUGACGCCGUUACCCUAUGUAAUUGUUUGGCAAAUUAUGCAUCUGUGAUAUGUUUACCUGUUUGGACGUUUGUUGAAUGUAAAAUCGGUGUUUGAAUUUAGCUAUUUUUAAACUAAAAUCCGUUAGUACAAAGAUCCAUCGCGACGCCGUUUAGUCGUGCGGGCGUCGUUACAAAGAUUCAGCUUUAAAUCCACGUAUUUUCAAAGAUAUGCUCCAAUCGUUAUUGCAGCCAAGGGAAAAUCAGCGAUCUAAGAUGAUCGGCGCGAUGCCAGCAGUGGCCGUAAGGCAUGAGAGGCGGCGGGCAGAGAAACGCGGCGGCGGCCGGCGCCCCUCGCAGCUGCCGCUGCAGCUGGGCCGGGGGCCCGACGCCGAAGCCACCCCCUCGCCUGACCACCAUCGGCUGAGGAACGAGCUUUAUGUCUGCGGGAAGGUGGCUGCAUUACAUGCCGUGGUAGGAUCCCUGCUGCUCGGCAUCGUGGUGCUGGUAGUGGGGUUGGUGCAACUCUCGCCUGGUGCUGAAGCAGCACAGCAUCGGUACUAUCUGAUGGGGACUGGUGCCGCCCUCGUUGGUUCGGGGGUUUUGGGGGCUGUAUUAAGGUGCCUGUGUCUCCACUGGUACAACCGCAAGUUCAAUGAGGAGUACGACGACGACCCCGAGCCGACCACCCACAAGAACGGCGUCAGCGUCGUCGAGAGUGGCCACGGCCACCACCAUAAGUCCGACCAUAGAAAUGACCACAAAUCCCACGAUAAGACCGCCCAAGACAAGGUUGGACACGAGAAAGACAAGCCAAAGUUGAAAACGCAAGCCAGCGUUGGCAAGGACUUCGACUUGAUCAAGCAGCCGUCGGCAGCUAGCGACACUUAAACUAAGAAUUGACCAGUAGUGCGAAUUAACAUAAGGUUCGUGUUGUGUCGCUGUUUUAUUAAGAAAUGGGUGUGCGGUUGGUCUUUGUAGUUUCGCUUCUAAUUUACAACCAGGGUUAGGUAACCAAGUUAUAAGUAGUACUUAUUCUAAGCUUCAAAUAUGUAUCGUUUGAUGUAACAUUUGUCGGUGUUAUUUAUGUGAAUACGAAUAUAGCAAAUAGAUAGAUCGAUGUUCAAAAAAUGACAUUUCGUUGCGCAAUCGUAAAUGUCAAAUGUUACAUUCAUUUGACAUUAUUUAUUUAUCCGGGAAAAAGCUGUUAAAAGUGAUAUUUUUUUGCGACACCUUUUUUUCUGUUUGAUUUCCUUAUUACCUAAUGUUAUGAAAUAGAAAUUAUUAUAUAUUACGAAUAUAAAUAUAUAUUAUGAUUAUUAAAUAUAUUGCAAAGGCCACCGCAAUUUCAGAUGAAUGUUUGUACGAUUUAUAAUGGAGUCAUGAGUUUUUUGAAAUAUGCGUGACUGAUGAUAUUACGAUGAUUAGGUAUAUUUGUAUUUCUCGUACUUAUUUUAGUAGAUUCCCUUUCAAUUUGUUCUCGCGUAUUUCCUUGUAUGUAAUUUUCUCAUUACGUAAUACAAUAACUUCGUUUUAUACAACGGUUUUAUGGUACGCAAGAAUAAUAUAAGAAACUGGUACUCUAUUAAAUAUAUUAUUUAACAAUUAAUAUUAAAAACAAGAGAAUUACGUCCUAAGUAACCUAUUUACGACACUUCUUAUAGUUGAAUCAUUUGGAAACAGCUUACUUAGCAUAAAGUCGUUGUACAUAUUAUGUGGUUUAUUGUACGUAUAUAGGUAUGGUACAGAGUUUGUUACAUAUCAUUUUGAUUAGGACCUACCCUUAAACCAUUCAGUAGUGAACACUUCAUUAUAUAUUUUCAAAAACAAUUUUCUAUCUCAAAAUAAGUAAUCAUCAUGUAUAAGAUUUAAACUUUUUACGACAUUAUUUUAAUAUAUUUUUGAGAUUUUUACAACAAAUAAAUCCCAAUUUAUAAUUUAUUUUUUAAAUAUCGGAUUACAUAUUGGAAAUUUAUAUCGAACGAAAGUAAUCUACGGACCACUUUAAAAAUUACUCAAUAAAAAUACCACCAAUAAACAUUAACACAGAUAAACUAAACGAAACGUUUAAAACAAUAUUUUAAAUCAUUCUAAAACCUUACCGUCCGUCUCAGCAAAAGAAGUAUUUAUUAAAAUCUCUAUACCUCUAGUGUUUUAUACUUGCUAUCAAAUAUUUGUCGGUAUUCUGUCACAUUUCAUAUUUCCUAGAUGUUAUACUCUCAUUCCUGUCAAAAAUAAUGCCUAAAUUAACAAACAAGCAGACAGACCUCUAGAUGGAAAAUAAUACUUGCUGCAAUAAUUAUGAAUAAUGCCAUAGUAAUCACGUUAUGUAAUAUGCAUUCAUAGCACAUUCUAUGAUUACUAUGACAUUAUACUUUAUUACAUCAAAAGAAAAAAAAUAUAUAUUUAUAAGCAUUUUAUAAUUAUAUGCAUUUUUGAUUGGUCAUUUUUAUGAUCCUACCGCAAAUAGAAAUGCAAUCUCAGCUGAGAAGAACAGGCGAGAAACUCAGCUGUUGAUUUUUCGAACAAGAAUUAAUUUAAAAAAAAAUUGAAUUGAUAAAAAACUAUCACAAAGAUAAUAAUGAUAAUAAUGAAACUACAAUUAAUCACUCAUUUAUCAUCAAUCGGAAGUAACAAUCAUGAAUUACAUGGUUUUUGCAAGACCUGCCCAGGAAUGAUACGACUACUUACUUAAUUCAAUAUUUUUUCUCUACGACCAUCGCUUUAUCCAAUGACAGAAAUAUAUACACUGUAUUAUAUAAAUCAACUAUCAUAUAAAUCUUUAACAAAACAUAUUUAACAUCAAGUUGCAACAGUAGUAAAAUUCAUUGUAACAAAUUUAAACAUUUCACAGCAAUAAGAGUUGAUGCGAUGUAUACAAUCCCUAUUCAAUUUUAAAAUCAUUACUUAUCUGACAAUAGUUAACCGAUAGAUAACCGACAAAUGAAGCCUACAGCAUUGAGAAUAAAUGCUGUGAAUCGUAAAUAAUUCGAGUUUAAUAUAUCUGUGUAAACGUAUUAGACUUAAUAUAUUCCAUUUGCAUAUUUUCAUUUAUUAAAACCAUUGUACUGUAUAGAAUUUUAACUACAUCGAACGAAAUGUUUCUCAAAAAUAAAAAAUAAAAUAAAAAAAAAUAUUGUAAUAUUACAGUAUGACAUGGUAACACUAUUGUUAACAAUUGUUUUAUGUUAAUACCAGUGUUGUCGUGUCACUUCCUUGUUCGUUUCCCCACGAGCUUAUUCAUAAAGGUUUAUAUAAGAUUUCUAAUGUCCGAUAAAAUAAUAUAAGUAGCUUGGACCCAAUAUAAAUGAAAACAUCCCGCCUUUUAAUAAACCAUUAGAUACCAUAAUCUUCUGACUCCGUUGUCCAACAAUAACUGUUUCUAAAAUAUAGGUACACUGCACAAUAUUUGAUUUAAAAAAUACAUUAGAUCUCUAAGCAAAAAUAUAGACGAAAAUCUUGUUAAAAAUUGUCGUAUUUUGGAAUAUAAACUUGAUAGUUCUCCGUUUACUAUAUUUGUAACAUUAGCACGAUAAAUUACAAUAGUAAUUAUAUAAGUAAUGGAUGUUGUUAUCGAUGUGUUAUAUUAUAACAAAAUUGCAUACACCAUGUAAUAAUAAGUACCUACAUAUAUACUUCUUAUCACUCUUUUUAAUUGUAUCAUGAUUUUCUCUUUCAUGAAAUCUAAUUUUAUACUUCAAAAAAAUAUUUUGUUCCAUUAUUUCAUAAAAUUUUCUAUGUAGGCAAUUCCAUGAAACCUAUUUUCACCAAUUACUUCCAUAAUUUUUUUUUAAUGCCUAGACAUUUCACGCUUUUUUUCAUAUUUAUUCACAAAUCCAACGUCACGUCGUAUUUCUGCAUCACAUCAUGGUAUUCACUUCAUAGUUUCCGAUAGCUACAUUUGAAAUUUGGAAAUAUAUUGGAAUUUAAUCCUAAGAGACUGAGAAAGAGUGUUCUAAAGUAAAUUUCAAGAAUUAUUAUCAGUUUGAUAUUUCAUUUACCUAUGUAAAUUGUUUGGAAAUUUUAAAUAGAUAAAUUGAUGUAUAUUUUUAUUUAUUGUCUCGGGUCCAAUGAAUUGGUCCAUUUAAAUCUUGAGAUUUUGAGUGCUUUUUCUAUUUUCUCACAAUUGAAGACGCUAUUUCUCUAAAAAUAUACUCGUAUUGUAGUUAAUUAAAAUAGUAUUACUGAAAUUAGAGUAUAUAGUACUGUCCGAGUAUUAUAGUGCUGUAUAAGUGUUAAUUCACUCACGAAUAGAAAAUGGAUUCAAAGUUUCAAGUUCAGAUUACUGGGUUAUUUAUAAAUAUUGAACUCUCAAAUAUAACUUAAAAGUAUAGAAAAUUUCGACAUGACUAUACUAUAUUAUGUAUAAAUAGUAUACUAUUUUUUGUAAUAUUAUAUUUUUAAAUUUUUUUAACAAAAUCUGUCAAUAAUAAGUUUACAUUGUAUUAUAAUUUUGCUAAACAGCGUAGAAUUACAUUUUCUUAUUCCUAUGUAUUACCAAUGAAUUGUAUUGUUCUGAUAUUAAUGAAAAUAUUAAAUAAUAAUUAACUAUGACAUGAAAAUUAGCACAAACGAGUGAAAUUUGUCACUAUGACAACUCCAUUACUCUUAUCAAGUGUAUUAAGAUAGAUGCUAUAUGCGCGGCAUUGCGGUGUUCGUGCGCAUUACGUACACAAACUGUCAAUAAUCGAGAUGUAUUCACGAAUUUGUCAAGUGUGAAAUAAUUGUCAUAGUGACAAAUCUCACUUAUGCGUGCUAGCUCUCGCGAUUGUACCAAUUAUUUGUGAUGAUUGAACGAUUAAUUUUAUCUACUAGUAGUAUCAAUCAAGACAUUACGUGUUGUGCUGGUAUCAGUGUUAAUCAAUGUUUAAUUUAGUAUUACAUUGUAAUGAUUACGUUCGUUGAUGUGAUAGAAUAAGUACAUAUUUAGUGUUAAAUGUAUAAGGAUAUUAAAAUUGUCGGUAUACAUUAUUUCGAUAACCCUUGCAUAUUAAUUAGUAGAUUUUCCGCUUAUAAUGUUGCCAAAGUUGUAGUUAAAUUACUUUUAGUUCAAUUUUUGUACGGCGUAAAUUGAUUGAUGACAAUAUUGUAGAAUUGCAUUUAAUGACAUUUAAAUGAAAUAGAUACUAAUGGAAAACAUUGAAAAUAUACCUUUCCGC